CUCUCAAGCAGGGGGCUAGUUUUUCACCUGUAAAAAGGUCCUGAGAGUACUUGAGUUUUCCAUUAACGACGAUCCCAGUUCAUCUGCAAAAUGGCUAACUAUCUCGCCUCUAUCUUCGGUACCGAGCAAGAUAAGGUCAACUGCUCAUUCUAUUAUAAAAUUGGCGCUUGCCGCCAUGGCGAUCGCUGCUCGCGGAAGCAUGUGAAGCCAUCCUAUUCUCAAACAAUUCUCCUGCCGAACAUGUACCAGAACCCAGCGUUCGAUCCCAAGAACAAAAUGAACCCUAGCCAGCUACAGAAUCACUUUGACGCAUUCUACGAGGACUUUUGGUGCGAAAUGUGCAAAUAUGGCGAGCUAGAGGAGGUGGUUGUCUGUGAUAAUAACAAUGACCACCUGAUCGGCAAUGUCUACGCUCGGUUCAAAUAUGAAGAUUCUGCACAAAAAGCAUGCGAUGCAUUAAACUCCCGCUGGUACGCAGCACGGCCCAUAUACUGCGAAUUAUCACCUGUGACGGAUUUCAGGGAAGCCUGCUGUCGAUUAAACAGCGGCGAGGGAUGUGUUCGUGGAGGCUUUUGUAAUUUUAUACAUCGUAAAGAACCGAGUGCGGAGUUGGAAAGAGACCUGGAGCUAUCGACCAAGAAAUGGCUGAAAUUGAGAGGCAGAGAUGAGCGGAGUGUGAGCCGCAGCCCCAGUCCGGAACCGAGUAAGAGGAGACAUUAAAAUUAUAUCCACGCUGGAUUCUGGUGAUGUCGUCGUAUGACGGAAGUCCGGGCCGUUUUGUGUGAUGACAAUGUUGAUAGGGCGGUAUGGAACUUGGGCAAGGCGUUCAGGCGACGGAAUUGCACGCCUUUCGGCUUUCGGUUCAGGGGCAAUUUAAUUCAGAGCGCCGACUAUUGUUUUAUGCAGCGAAUGGUACUGAGUGCUUCACAAUAAUGUAUGUAGCUUUCGACAUCUUCCCAGGAGACCAGCAAUGUGCCUUGGUACCUGACGGUUCAGGGAGUUUCGUUAUUUACAAGGGGGAUGGAUGGCUUGAUUUUUGGUGCCAUUUUCCUUCGCCAUCAUUUGGCGGCUCAGUCGACUAUCAGUCUGUGCACCUUGUCGCUGGUGAUGGAACUCAUUUCCGAGGGAGCGGUUUGAUGCACUUCUAUUGGAGGUCACCAUCCCUUGGCUUUUAGGCAGCAUGGCGGGACUUUAGCCCAGCCGAAUCAACAUCCCUGCCCUGUUUGACGUCGAAUCACUUUUGCGCCCUCACAGCGCCAAUGCCGACGGAGUGGUGGAGGGGUCAACAUCAAAACAGUCCACGUCCCGGGCAUGGAUUGCAGACAGAUAUACUUAUUAUAUUCGGAUGCAACCGCAUUCCAGUGGCUCUCGUUGAAUAUCCGCCUUUCUCGCGUGAGUGCUUGAUCGAUUUCGCUUCUAAAAUAGAAAGGCUCGUCGCGCGGCACAGAAACCCAGACCGCCGCAUUUAUCGUCGGACCGGCUGAAUCGUACGGCUGACAUUGCAGAAUUGGGUGUCGGGCAUUUUCUUCUGUCACUCUAAAUCCUUGGACUCGAGGAGUCCAUUAAGUGGAGGAUCCCCAGGCUUCAGGUACAUUGGCGCUGCAACAAACCACCACCUUGGUGCUUUUGUCUUCACGGUUGUCCGGGCAAGACUCGCUUUCGAGCCAUAUAAAUAAGAUACGGAAGGUCCUAUAGUAGAUCUCUGUACGG
Molecule: messenger RNA, 1710 nt
Organism: Coccidioides immitis RS
Lineage: Eukaryota; Fungi; Ascomycota; Eurotiomycetes; Onygenales; Onygenaceae
Product: splicing factor U2AF 35 kDa subunit
Exons: 3
Coding region: 91-720 (209 amino acids)
Biological process (GO): mRNA splicing, via spliceosome
Cellular component (GO): spliceosomal complex; U2AF complex
Molecular function (GO): metal ion binding; pre-mRNA 3'-splice site binding
Source: RefSeq, a predicted model, not a curated record